This is a messenger RNA of Nipponia nippon (crested ibis), 2818 nucleotides long. Lineage: Eukaryota; Metazoa; Chordata; Aves; Pelecaniformes; Threskiornithidae. The record is from RefSeq and is a predicted model, not a curated record.
UUACAUGAUGGAAUUCGCGUUUUCUCAAGAAAAGCUGCAUAUCUUGGAUCAGUACCGUUGAAGAUAUCUUCUGAUUGCAACACCCGAAGCAGGGUUCUGUUACAAAUUUGUCAAAAGAACACAUACAAUGGAUCUCAAAGAAAGCUGCCCAAGUGUUAGCAUUCCUAGCUCUGAUGAACACAGAGAGAAGAAAAAAAGAUUUACUGUUUACAAAGUGUUGGUCUCAGUUGGCAGAAAUGAAUGGUUUGUCUUCAGACGGUAUGCAGAGUUUGAUAAACUCUACAAUACGCUAAAGAAGCAAUUUCCCACCAUGAACCUGAAGAUUCCAGCUAAAAGAAUAUUUGGAGAUAAUUUUGAUCCCGAUUUCAUUAAACAGAGAAGAGCAGGACUGAAUGAAUUCAUUCAGAAUUUAGUUAGACAGCCAGAGCUAUGCAACCACCCAGAUGUCAGAGCAUUUCUUCAGAUGGAUAACCCAAAACACCAGUCGGAUCCAUCUGAAGAUGAAGAUGAAAGGAGCAGUCGGAAGUUAAACUCUACCUCACAGAAUAUCAACUUGGGACCAUCUGGAAAUCCUCAUGCUAAACCAACAGACUUUGAUUUCCUGAAAGUUAUUGGGAAAGGCAGCUUUGGCAAGGUUCUUCUUGCAAAACGAAAACUGGAUGGGAAAUACUAUGCUGUCAAAGUGCUGCAGAAAAAAAUUGUUCUUAAUAGGAAAGAGCAAAAACAUAUUAUGGCUGAGCGUAAUGUGCUUUUGAAAAAUGUGAAACAUCCAUUUUUGGUUGGAUUACAUUACUCGUUCCAAACAACGGAAAAGCUUUACUUUGUCCUGGAUUUUGUUAAUGGAGGAGAGCUGUUCUUUCACUUACAAAGAGAACGUUCCUUUCCUGAGCACAGAGCCAGAUUUUAUGCUGCUGAAAUAGCCAGUGCACUGGGCUACUUACACUCCAUAAAUAUAGUGUACAGGGAUUUAAAACCAGAAAACAUUCUCCUAGAUUCACUAGGUCAUGUUGUGUUGACAGACUUUGGACUUUGUAAAGAAGGGAUUGCAAGUUCUGAUACCACUGCAACUUUUUGUGGGACACCAGAAUAUCUUGCACCAGAAGUCAUUAAAAAGCAGCCCUAUGACAACACAGUAGACUGGUGGUGCCUUGGUGCAGUUCUUUAUGAAAUGCUUUAUGGGCUGCCUCCUUUUUACUGCCGUGAUGUUGCUGAGAUGUAUGAGAAUAUUCUUCAUAAACCUCUAGUUUUGCGCCCAGGAAUCAGUCUUACAGCUUGGUCUAUUCUGGAAGAACUUUUGGAGAAAGAUCGGCAAAGCAGGCUUGGAGCAAGGGAAGACUUUCUCGAAAUUCAAAAGCACCCGUUCUUUGAAUCUCUCAGCUGGACUGAUCUUCUUCAGAAGAAGAUUCCACCACCAUUUAAUCCUAAUGUGGUUGGACCAGAUGAUAUUGGGAAUUUUGAUGCAGUGUUUACAGAAGAAAUGGUCCCAUACUCAGUUUGCGUUUCUUCAGAUUACAACGUUGUUAAUGCCAGUGUCCUAGAGGCAGAUGAUGCCUUUGUUGGAUUUUCUUAUGCACCACCUUCUGAUGAUAUGUUUUCCUAGGAAGUUAGAAGCCAACAGUGUUUUGGAAGUCUUGGGGUGAACUGAAAUGUUAGGGUUUAUGGACACAUCCCAAAUAGUGUAACUAGUGCCUCGUUUUGUAUGUAGGUUUGAAACCUAUGAACAAACUUUCUCUGCUGUAUAGGAGGAAUUUGGGCAUUGUGGAUGGCUUUCUUUGGGGUUUGAAUUGUUUGUUCCUGCUGCAGAAAAUAUUUUUUAAAACCUUUAAAAAGCGUUCUCUACAUAUUUUUUAAGCAAAAACACUGACUGUUCUCAAUCCCUUCAAGUUUACAUUCAUACCUGUCUAAGAUUUGGCUGGCACAAACAGCAGCAAAUUUAGUAAAUUUAUAAAUGCUUUUGUACCUAUUUACAGUGACUUUGUGCUUGAACUGUAACUAUGCAAAUUGUCUUUUGUAUAUCCUGGUUUAAAAAAGGUAAAUGUUUUCCCUGUUCUAUCAGUUUGAAAUAUAUGUUCAUUUACCUGUCAGCACUUAAAUGAGGGGAUUCUUAAAGGACUUCAACAGAAUGAAAAGUUGGUGAUAUAAAACUGGAUUGUUGCUCUUGCGCUUGCUGAAGUACCCAUUCACUCAAGUGGAUUAUCUGAGGUAUGGGGGAUUGCUCAAAGCAAGGAUGGAACAAAUUAACUGGCUUGAUCUGAUAACAUUACUGAUCGUGUGUUCUGCUUUUCUUUCCUCCUUGAGGUAAAUAUGUCUAUAUUUCAACUACAUUAAAAAUAUUUUUGGUUAAAACUCUGCUUUUCCAAAGAUAAAAUAUGCAAUAAUCACUGUUACUUUAAAAGGCUGUCUUGCUUUGACCUUUUGGGGGUGGGCGGUGAGGGGAUCAUGCCAAAUAUUAGGGAUUUUUUUUCUCACAUAUUUAUAGUUUGAAACACUAAUAUGUUCCAAAUUGAUUGUAUUUCAGUGUUCAUAGCUACUUGUCUUUGUGUUCCAGUUUGCACCAUUUUUAAAUCUUCACUUGAUAUUAGGGGAAAAAAUGUAAAUUAUGCUGAUAAUUUUAAAAAUGUGAAAAGCUAUUGUAUUUCUCAUAACAUACACAUGUAUGGACAAACUGAUAAUUCUGAACAAUUUCUGUUUAAGGAAAUUUUUUUAAGCAAUGCAAAAAUUGACUGCAGUUACAGUGUAUAAAGGCCUAUCAUGGUAGUAGUAUUGUUAUAUAUAUUACUUGUAAAUAACAACUUAUUUUUGUCUGUUACUUCAAAAA